Messenger RNA from Cladophialophora psammophila CBS 110553, 2013 nucleotides. RefSeq lists its product as uncharacterized. Gene Ontology annotation, molecular function: microtubule binding; dynein light intermediate chain binding. The transcript has 2 exons. Lineage: Eukaryota; Fungi; Ascomycota; Eurotiomycetes; Chaetothyriales; Herpotrichiellaceae. Gene Ontology annotation, cellular component: centrosome; cytoplasm. The record is from RefSeq and is a predicted model, not a curated record. Bases 1 to 2013 code for a protein of 670 amino acids. Gene Ontology annotation, biological process: cytoskeleton-dependent intracellular transport; cytoplasmic microtubule organization.
AUGGCGACCGAAGAAGCCAUUGCUGCCGGGCUUAUCGACUGGAUCAACAGUCUCGCAGUCGCGGACCCAGUUUACACCGUAGACGACUUCACCAAUGGCGACCUCAUAUGGAAGGCUCUUCAGCAAAUCGACCGCUUCAGCUUUCCUGGCAAACUUCCAGAAGACCCCGAGACCGAUCAAUGGAUCAACAAGUGGACCAAUCUCAAACACAUUUACGAUGCGCUCUCCAUCUUCCUCGUCGAGGAAUGUGGGCAACGACUGCCUCUGCCUGGUGGUCGCCCUGACCUGAAGGCUAUAGCCCAGUCCUCCUCUCUCACUGACACCGUCGCUCUCCUGAAGCUCCUCGUGGUGGCUGCCAUCAAUUGCGCCGACCGAAUUGACUACUUGAAGCAGAUGCAGGAGCUGGCAGAGUCAACCCAGGAAGUUUUGAUGCAGACAGUGCAAGAGGCGGGAGAAGAUGGAGGGGAAGCUGACGAGGCUGGUGUGGAAGACCUGAAUGAUCAAGUUCAUGGAGACCUUCUCAGCUCUCCUCGUCAUUCUACAGAGAUGGAAUCCGUCCUUGAAUCAGAAGAGAGACUAGGCAAAGUUAUUGCCGACAACCAGCGGAUAGCAUACGAGAAGCGCGAACUCCAGAAACAGCUCGGCGAGUCGUAUUCGCGCUACGAGAAACUGCAAGAGCGUUUCGUCCAAGCCCAAGAUGAUCUGAAAGAGUCCAACGACCGCUUAGCUGCAAUUCUUGCGGGGAAGUCAGACAUUUCGAACCGGCCACUAGACUCCAAACACGACACCCUGAUCGCCACUUUAGAGAAUCGGGUACUCGAGACCGAAUCUGAAGUGGAGGACCUACGGAAGAAUAACGAGGUUCUCAAAAUCAAGGCUGAGAAGGCCCAAAAGCUGCAGGAUGAUUACGAUGAGAUGAAGAUCGAACGAGAUCGUCUGGCUCGGAAAGCAAAUACUGCGGAGAAAUACAGACAGAAGCUGGAAGCCAGCCAGGACCUUGAGAAGGACAAUACGAAUCUCAGAGCUAAAGUGACGGAAUUGCAGAAUCAACUGAAGCAGUCCGACUUUGCUCAGGCGAGCUCGAGUGAUUUGCAUCGAGAGAUUGACGAAUACCGUCGGCUCCUACCUAGCAUUGAGCAAGAAAGAUACGAGUUAAACGAGAUGAAGAAGAGGCUCGAAUUUGAUUACCACGCACUUGAAGCACGGUAUCAUGACACUGUUGAACAAUUAUCUCGACAGAAUCAUGCUUUGGAAGACUUACAAAGCAGACUGCGUGACUACGAAGAGGGCAUCCCCACAGCACCAAGAGAAGAAAGGGCUCCAGACCCGGUCAACAAAGACUUUGAGAAAGAAGAAGCGGAAUUCGCCGAGUCAGAAGCCCGUCUCGCCGCCGCGUUACUGAAUGGAGGCACCAUCUCUCCAAAGGCGAACGAUACAGAUCUUAUCUUUCCGAGGGACGCAGAAACAACCAUCCCUGGCCUUGAAGAUAAGGAGAGCAUCUCUGAAGAUGAGCUGAAGGCAAUCAUGUCUGCUAUGCGUGCGCAGGCACAAGCCGGAACUGCCACGGAACGAGAAUCGUCUCUGCGCGCGCAAAAGAAGCUGAUCGGGGCAAUCGAGCAGCAAAGGACCAAGAACAAGCUCCUACUCGCGCACGUACAAAAACAGGACCAGACGAUUAAGGACAUGCAGAGGAAGAUCCAACAUGAAAGUGAAUCUCAAGAAGCUGAAAAAGAUGUCGUACCUCCCCCCGUGCCAAAAGGUACGGCAGCUAGCUCUUCCUACUCGCUGGAUGAGGGAUCCGAAAUUGAACGACUCACAAAACAAAACAUUAUUCUUCAACGCGAACUCAAACUCAUGGCUUCGGCGUGGUACGAUCAAAAUCUGCGGCUUGCGAGCACGAGCUCAGCUGCGUCGGGGCGGAGUCGAGGAAUCGGUAAUGCUGGUGAGCCGCGAGGAUUUCUGGGACGGCAAAGGCGGAGGGUUGACGCUGCCGCCUUUGGAAAAUUUUUAUGA